AUGCAAGCGCGGGAAACCGAUAUUUGUGUCCUCGAAAAACCAAUAAUCAUAUCAAUGGAUUUCUCAAACUCGGGACAGAAGAAACCCUGGAUUGAGACGCCGCUCGUGGAAUCGGCGACCCUGUCCCAGCAAGCAGAAUGUAGAAUCUUCCUCAAACUUGAACUUCUGCAACCAUCUGGAUCAUUCAAGUCACGCGGAAUCGGCAACUUCAUUCUUUCAGCGCUGAAGAAUCCAGCUCAGAAAGACAAGAAAAAACACUUCUACAUUUCUUCAGGCGGAAAUGCCGGUCUCGCAGCCGUUCGAGCUGCUCGCGACCUGAACUGCCCCUGCAGCGUCGUAGUGCCACACAGCACGAAGGCAUUCGUGAUCACGAAGCUUCGAGAGCUCGGCGCCGCAGACGUAAUCCAGCAUGGUGCAAGCUGGUUUGAGGCGGAUACAUAUCUGCGUGGGACUUUCACCGAUAACCAGGAUACUGCACAGGAGACAGUUAACAUCUACAUUCCACCAUUCGACCACCCGGAUGUCUGGGCGGGUGCAGCAAGCAUGAUUGAUGAAAUUGCCUUGCAACUACCUGCGCGAAGCCGGGAACGCUUCAUGGAUGUCGCGGGUGGGUUCCCUGCUGAUGCGAUAGUUUGCAGUGUUGGUGGUGGAGGUCUUUUCAAUGGUGUUGUAUCUGGAUUGGAGAAGUACUUGGAUGAGUUUGGGUGUGGAGCUGAUACAGCCAGUACGAAGAGUGUGCAGGUUAUUGCAGCAGAAACGAGUGGUGCGGAUUCGUUGGCUCAUUCUCUCCGGUGUGGAGAGUUGAGUUCUUUGGACGCUAUUACCUCUCAAGCUACAUCGCUUGGCGCUUUGCGUGUCGCGUCGAAGGCGUUUUCGAAUGCGAAAUUCCCACCGCGUGGUGUGCAGGUUACUAGUGUUGUUGCGUCGGAUGCGGAGGCUGCGAGGGGUAUUGUGCGACUUGCGGAUGAAAUGCGGUUGCAGGUUGAGUUGGCUUGUGGAGUUAGUGUGGAUGUUGCUGUUGCUGGGAAGUUAAAGGAAGUGAUGCCUGAUCUCACGCCCGAGAGCCGAGUCGUGGUGGUUGUUUGUGGUGGAAGUAAUAUCACGGCUGAGAUGAUUGCGGAGUACAGACAGCUACUGAAAGAUGGUUGGGAGUGA
Molecule: messenger RNA, 1155 nt
Organism: Penicillium malachiteum
Lineage: Eukaryota; Fungi; Ascomycota; Eurotiomycetes; Eurotiales; Aspergillaceae
Product: putative L-serine dehydratase
Exons: 4
Coding region: 1-1155 (384 amino acids)
Biological process (GO): L-threonine catabolic process; L-serine catabolic process
Molecular function (GO): L-serine ammonia-lyase activity; pyridoxal phosphate binding; threonine deaminase activity
Source: RefSeq, a predicted model, not a curated record